Talpa occidentalis (Iberian mole) is the source of this 1258-nucleotide messenger RNA. RefSeq names its product MyoD family inhibitor domain containing (gene MDFIC). The record is from RefSeq and is a predicted model, not a curated record. Bases 495 to 1232 code for a protein of 245 amino acids. NCBI's taxonomy places the organism in Eukaryota, Metazoa, Chordata, Mammalia, Eulipotyphla, Talpidae. The transcript has 5 exons.
CUGAGCCCAGUCGCACCGCCCCCAGCCUGAGUCAGGGGCCGCCCGCCAAGAGUUCAAGGCCUCCCAAUUCCGGAUAUGAUGAAAAGGAGCAACAGAGGGAGAAGUGUUUCGGGACUGUAGGAGAGAGGAAGAGGAGUAAAAGGCCCCCUUGGAAGGGAACUGGCCCCAGCGAGCUGGCUGGAAAGAGGGCGGAGAGGGCAGUCAGAGGAGCUGCCGCUGGUGCCACUGCUGCGCGUCUGGGCAGAGCCAGAGGGAGGCGGGGAGCACGCACAGGGGCGGCCACCACCGCGCCAUCAGGCCACCGGGGCGAGAUGCCGCCUGUGCUGCGAGCGCCUCGCUAACUUCCCGGGCCGGAAGAGGAGGGGAAGCGGUUUGAGCGAGGUGGGGGGAAUGCGGAGAAGCAGGCAGUUCCCAGAACCCAACACCUAACUGCCCAUCCACGGUCGCCCCGCGGGGCAGCGAGCAGGCGGCGGCGCGGGCUCAGCCGAGCGCCCAUGUCCGGCGCGGGAGAAGCCCUCGCUGCUGGGCCCGCGGAGCCGGAGCCGGCCGAGGAGGGAGGCGGCUGGCGGGGCACCCCGGCCCAGGAGAAAUGUGAUAAAGAAGAUGCGGAGAGAGAGAUAACUCAAACUGCCAGUAACUGCUUCACACGUGGGGAGAUGCAAGACCAGUCCAUUUGGGGAAAUUGUUCAGAUGAUGAACUCAUCAGAACCCAGCCUCAGCGCUUGCCUCAGCUGCAGACUUCAGCACAGGAAGCUAGUGAGGAGGAAAUAGGCAAGAUAAAGAAUGGCCACCCAAGUCUGAGCAAUGGAAAUGGAAUUCACCAUGGGGCCAAACAUGCCUCUGCAGAUAACCGAAAAUUUUCAGCACCUGUUUCUCAAAAAAUGCAUCGAAAAAUUCAAUCCAGCUUGUCUGUAAACAGCAAUAUCAGUAAGAAGAGUAAAGUAAAUGCUGUCUUUUCCCAAAAGACAGGUUCUUCACCUGAAGAUUGUUGUGUCCACUGUAUCCUGGCCUGCUUGUUCUGUGAAUUCCUGACCCUCUGCAAUAUUGUCCUGGGACAAGCUUCAUGUGGCAUCUGUACCUCGGAAGCCUGCUGCUGUUGCUGCGGAGAUGAGAUGGGAGAUGACUGUAACUGCCCGUGUGACAUGGAUUGUGGCAUCAUGGAUGCCUGUUGUGAAUCAUCGGACUGUUUGGAAAUCUGCAUGGAAUGCUGUGGAAUUUGUUUCCCUUCAUAAAUAUUUAUCUUCUGUGUGUGUUAAAA